This is a messenger RNA of Saccoglossus kowalevskii, 900 nucleotides long. Its product is annotated as UDP-glucose 6-dehydrogenase-like. Gene Ontology annotation, biological process: glycosaminoglycan biosynthetic process. The record is from RefSeq and is a predicted model, not a curated record. Gene Ontology annotation, molecular function: UDP-glucose 6-dehydrogenase activity; NAD binding. Gene Ontology annotation, cellular component: nucleus. Lineage: Eukaryota; Metazoa; Hemichordata; Enteropneusta; Harrimaniidae.
AUGAUGACAAUACGUAAGAUUUGUUGCCUGGGUGCAGGAUAUGUUGGUGGACCAACAUGCAGCGUUAUAGCAUUGAAGUGUCCUGAUGUGCAGGUAACAGUCGUUGACGUAAGCAAAAGUCGUAUCGAUGCAUGGAAUUCAGACGAUCACCUCCCAAUAUAUGAGCCUGGUUUGAAGGAUGUGGUGAUGAAAUGCCGUGGUCAGAAUCUCUUCUUCUCUACUGAUGUAGAUGAUGCCAUACAAGCUGCUGAUCUCAUUUUUAUUUCAGUUCUUUCUAAUCCAGAGUUCCUGUCAGAGGGUACAGCUAUUGAUGAUUUAAUAAAUCCUGACCGUGUGCUAAUAGGCGGCGAACAGAGCGAGGCUGGAUACAAAGCUAUUGAUGCCUUGUCAUCAGUUUAUCAAAACUGGAUUCCGAAAAUAAAAAUUAUCAAAACCAAUACGUGGUCUUCAGAACUUUCAAAGUUGGCAGCCAAUGCUUUCCUAGCACAGCGUAUAUCAAGUAUUAAUUCCAUGAGUGCAAUCUGUGAAGCGACUGGGGCUGAUGUCAAUGAGGUCGCACACGCCAUUGGUACUGAUAGCCGUGUUGGUCCAAGGUUUCUACAAGCCAGCUUGGGAUUUGGUGGAAGUUGUUUUCAAAAAGAUGUCCUUAAUUUAGUGUAUCUCUGUGAAGCCUUGAACUUGCCUGAGGUGGCAGCAUACUGGCAACAGGUGAUUGAUAUGAAUGACUAUCAAAGACGACGCUUUGCAAAUAAAAUAAUAAAUUGUUUAUUCAACACUGUUACCAGUAAAAGAAUUGCUGUAUUAGGAUUCUCAUUUAAAAAAAACACUGGAGACACACGGUAAUUUAUUUAAUUGUAUUGCUAUAUACUAUAGUCACUAUAAAAUACAGAUGCAUGUACU